AUGUCUCUGGUCAGCCCGAUUAGCAGCGAGACCGGCAUUCGGAACUUCCAGCGCGAGAUAGUGGAUAACGCAGUUCAGAAGCUAGUCGACGAGGCGUGCAGCAACACACGACCCCGAUGUGACAUCGGCUCGCAAAGGACCGUGACUUUCGGAAGCCACAACCAUCUCAGACAGACCCACGAGGCCCUCUCCGCUGCUAUGGAGCAUAUGCCUGUUGAGAGACCACUAAACCGCAAGCCCCGACGCAGAGCUAGAGCGAAAGGCAAUGGGGAAGAUCAGUUCUGCAUAUACCACACUUCUGACGGCCAAACAUUCCGGCCCUGGCGAUUGAGUACAAAGCCACAAAGGAACUCGGCAGGAGGCAGCAAGAAGAUUUACAGAUACAACUGA
This is a messenger RNA of Colletotrichum lupini, 390 nucleotides long. RefSeq lists its product as uncharacterized. The record is from RefSeq and is a predicted model, not a curated record. Lineage: Eukaryota; Fungi; Ascomycota; Sordariomycetes; Glomerellales; Glomerellaceae. The transcript has a single exon. The coding region runs from base 1 to 390 and encodes 129 amino acids.